Messenger RNA from Pundamilia nyererei, 268 nucleotides. RefSeq names its product class I histocompatibility antigen, F10 alpha chain-like. The transcript has a single exon. Gene Ontology annotation, cellular component: external side of plasma membrane. The annotation marks the transcript as partial. Gene Ontology annotation, biological process: immune response. The record is from RefSeq and is a predicted model, not a curated record. NCBI's taxonomy places the organism in Eukaryota, Metazoa, Chordata, Actinopteri, Cichliformes, Cichlidae.
CUUACAGUGAAGCACUCUCUGAAGUAUUUCUACACUGCGUCCUCUCAAGUCCCAAACUUCCCAGAGUUUGUGGCUGUUGGGAUGGUUGAUGAUGUUCAGAUUGAUUAUUAUGACAGCGACACGAAGAAAACUGUGCCCAAACAGGACUGGAUAGCCAGGAACACAGAUCAGCAGUACUGGGAGAUGGGGACUGAAGUAAGAAAGGGUCACCAGCAGCUGUUCAAAGCCAACAUUGAGAUUUUAAAGCAGCGCUUCAACCAAACUGGAG